GCAGGCGGAGAACAUGGAGGUGGAUAUGGUGGCGCAGGCGGCGAGCAUGGAGGUGGCUAUGGUGGUGCAGGCGGCGAACAUGGAGGUGGCUAUGGAGAUGCAGGCGGAGAGCACGGAGGUGGCUAUGGAGGUGCAGGCGGAGAGCACGGAGGUGGAUAUGGUGGUGCAGGCGGAGAGCACGGAGGUGGAUAUGGUGGUGCAGGCGGAGAGCACGGAGGUGGAUAUGGUGGUGCAGGCGGAGAACAUGGCGGUGGAUAUGGUGGUGCAGGCGGAGAACAUGGCGGUGGCUAUGGUGGUGCAGGCGGAGAACAUGGCGGUGGUGGAGGCAGUGGUGCCGGCGUUGGUUAUGGAGCAGGAGGUGAGCAUGGCGGUGGCUAUGGUACCGGAAGCGGUGCGGGUGCUGGUGCUGGAACCGGUUACGGUGCUGGUGGAGAGCAUGGAGGUGGCUAUGGUGGUGGCGGUGGUUCAGGUAGUGGUGUCGGGUAUGGUGCAGGAGGCGAGCAUGGUGCGGGCUAUGGUGCUGGAAGUGGCAUCGGUGGUGGAGCUGGUUAUGGUGCAGGUGGAGAACAUGGCGGUGGCCAUGGUGGCGGGGAAGGUGGUGGCAGCGGUGUUGGCUACGGAGCAGGCGGUGAGCAUGGCGGCGGCUACGGGGCUGGAAGUGGCACGGGUGCCGGAGGCGGCUAUGGUGCUGGUGGAGAACAUGGUGGCGGCUACGGCGGCGGAGGGAAGGGUUAUCCCGGCGCAUAGAUUUCCGGACACCGAAGGCUGUCUAAUGUUCUACGAUAAUAAGGCGGUAUUCACCCAUUCUGGCGAGCCUUUGCGCUAUGGAUAUGUGACCGCAUUGCGCGUGGGAUUUGAUAGAUAUGGAGUCCAUCAACAUGAUGUGCUGCUGCUUCUCGAGGAGUUGCUCGUAAGCCACGAUGGCUACAUCAAUGUACUUGUUUAGAUGUCUUCAGUAUCUCGUAGUAAUGGAGCUUUGUUAUCGCA
Musa acuminata subsp. malaccensis (wild Malaysian banana) is the source of this 987-nucleotide messenger RNA. The record is from RefSeq and is a predicted model, not a curated record. NCBI's taxonomy places the organism in Eukaryota, Viridiplantae, Streptophyta, Magnoliopsida, Zingiberales, Musaceae.